Molecule: messenger RNA, 1688 nt
Organism: Geodia barretti
Lineage: Eukaryota; Metazoa; Porifera; Demospongiae; Tetractinellida; Geodiidae
Source: the annotation of a GenBank genome assembly
GCCCGCCGCGCUCUGUGCAUGCAGUGAAUAUCCGAAAAUGGCAGCUUUUGUGUAUGUGCUUCUCUACGCUCUAGCCCUUUGCGGUGUCGGCAGAGGGAGAGCGGGUUCGGGAGGAGUAGACAAAAUCCAGAUAGACCCGAGCACGCGCAUGUACCGCGGGGUGUCGGACGGACGAGUUUACGUGUUCCACGGACUGGACACGGAGGACUCGUCUCCUCCGUGGUACCUUCGGACGCUGGACCAGCAGCAAAUCGACCUCAUGAAAUCGUGGGGGUUGAAUAUGGUUAGAGUUGGUUUCCAAUGGCACAUGGUGGAGCCUCAAGCAGGUGUGUACAACGAAACCUACAUCAAGAGCCUCGCGGACUACAUCUCUCUACUGAACGAUAGCGGGAUCCACGUGAUGCUAGACAUGCACCAGGACUGCUGGUCGCCACUCUACUGUCACAGUCACGGAAUCCCGUCCGAGUACGCCCAGCCUUACAACUCCUCUGAUUAUCAACCUGGUGGUUCGAAAGCCUACCCGGAACCGGUUGUAAAGCCGCAAUACGGUCCGAACGGAGAGAUAACAAACUGUGCUGACGUCGGAAAGUUUGUUUUGGGGUGGUCGUCGUGCUACAUCACCUAUUCAAUAGGAGCAGCUGCCCAGCGACUGUAUGAUAACGACAAGGGGAUCCUCGAUCGUUUCGGUGAAUUCUGGAAGUUGAUUGCUGGUCGAGUUCAACAGUUUCAAAAUGUUCUUGGAUAUGAACUCAUCAAUGAACCAUGGCUAGGAGAUGUACCACUCACACUCGACGAGUUAGACCCUGAUAUUAACCCCGAUCAUUGGGAUCUUUGGUUCCCUAAAAUAGCCGACACGAAAAACAUGGCAAGAAUGUACAGAGUUCUCCACGAGUACAUUCGCGAGGUCGACAACGAUUCAAUCAUCUUCUUCGAACCGUCGACAGGCGGGAAUUUUCUCGACGGUUGGCCGGUGGGUUUCGAUGAGGGGCCCGGUGGCACGGCUUACAACAAUCGUCAAGCUCUCUCCUACCAUAUAUACUGUCUCGUGGUCGAUAGAAAACCGAUUACCAAUUUCCUACAACACCUUCUUGAGAUUCUCUCAGUAGAGGCUUGCGAUGUGCUCGACGACGCUCUGUAUGACGUGAGACGCGACGACACGAACAGACUACAACUAGCCGGAUUCCUCACGAAUUUGGAAACGCCGGUGAAGGUAUAGCCGCCGAGCAAGUCAUCGAUUUUGCAACGUCGAAAAUGGACGAAUUGUUUUCACGGAUGGAGUUACUGGUACUUGACCCCCGACCCCAACGUUACGAAACUCGACAGUAAUAAUGUCUCUUGCUCGCCCAUUUCCUCAUAAGAUUGCCGGAACUCCAACUUUCUUGCAGUUUGACCCGAAAUCAAAAACUUUACACUCGUCUAUACACCGUGUACUGCUGCACCUUGCUCUGGGCUACCGACUGAGAUAUUCACAUCACUCUACUAUGCCUACGGUGGCAUAGGGUUUGGGUAUAAUGUUGAGACGUCUGCUAGAGCGAGUGUGACCCUCGAUAAUGAGGCACAAAUGAUGUACAUUACUGUGACAGAAGUAAACAGCCCUGAAGACUCUAUAAAAGUAACUAUCUUUAGAAAGUGAUUCAACAAUAAUAAAAUUUGACUGUGAAAUGUGUCAUAAUAGUGUAUGUGUAUAU